This is a messenger RNA of Rhinocladiella mackenziei CBS 650.93, 1437 nucleotides long. RefSeq lists its product as uncharacterized. The record is from RefSeq and is a predicted model, not a curated record. Gene Ontology annotation, biological process: nucleoside transmembrane transport. Gene Ontology annotation, molecular function: nucleobase transmembrane transporter activity; nicotinamide riboside transmembrane transporter activity. Lineage: Eukaryota; Fungi; Ascomycota; Eurotiomycetes; Chaetothyriales; Herpotrichiellaceae. The transcript is spliced from 2 exons. Gene Ontology annotation, cellular component: fungal-type vacuole membrane; plasma membrane. Bases 1 to 1437 code for a protein of 478 amino acids.
AUGCCCACAACAGCCCGGCAAGAUCAACAAGCGUUUGAGCUUCCGGAACUGUCUACCAUGGGCCGAAUCCGAAGUCUUUUCCAUUCCAGGCCGGAAUAUGAACCUCUUGAGAGCGCUCCAGAAAGAGAUGGUGAUAGUACACAUGUUGCAGGGGACGAUGAUAGCGUGACAGAAGCAUCUUUUUCAUGGAUCGAAUACGCGAUCUUUCUCUUACUUGGAGUGGCUAUGUUAUGGGCUUGGAAUAUGUUUUUAGCUGCAGCUCCAUAUUUUCAGCACCGUUUCCGAACGAGCACGUGGAUCCUGAAUCAUUUUCAGGCCGCCGAGAUAUCGGUGUCAACAGUCACAAACCUUUCAUCGAUGAUAGCCCUGACAAAAUUGCAGAAGGGAGCAUCAUACCCCCGGCGUAUAUCAGCAUCACUAGUCAUCAACACGGUGGUCUUCGCGGUCUUGUCCUUGUCUACACUGGUCCGCACCUCGGCCGGGGUAUACUUUGGAUUCCUACUCCUGGCCAUUUUCUUUGCAAGCUUUUCAACGGGACUCAUCCAAAACGGAUUGUUUUCCUUUGCAUCAGGGUUUGGGAGAAGUGAAUACACUCAGGCCAUCAUGACUGGCCAGGCUGUGGCAGGGGUCCUCCCACCGUUGGCACAGAUUAUGUCAGUGUUUGUGGUCCAUGCAAAGAAACUGGACGAUGCUGAGAGUGCCGAUGAGUCUCCGACUUCUGCAUUGGUUUAUUUCCUGACUGCUACAGCUAUCUCAAUAAUUGCUCUGCUGGCCUUCUUUUACCUUUGGGGGAGGAAAGGACAUCUCGAUAGCCUUGUAUCGGCAAGCAAAUCCACAGCAGAUGAAUCGUCGGAAGGAGAUGCCCUUACAGGACAUCCGAGGUCAACAAACAUCGCGAACGCAGAGCCUGACGAACGUCCAUCGGUUCCACUCACCGUUCUGUUCCUCAAGAUGCCGUCCCUGGCGUCUGCAGUCUUCAUCUGCUUUGCCGUGACUAUGGUAUUCCCCGUCUUCACCACUUCGAUCCAAUCAGUGGGCAGCAUUGAUUCGGCCAUCUUCAUCCCAACGGCGUUUUUGUUAUGGAAUAUUGGAGAUCUACUUGGCCGACUGGUGACAUUGUGGAAAGCGGUGUCUCUGACUUAUUACCCCUUUGCUCUAUUCUGCCUUUCCGUGGCCAGACUCCUGUUUAUCCCGUUGUAUUUUUUGUGCAACAUCAAGGGUACAGGUGCCAUUGUCAGUAGUGACUUUUUCUACUGGAUCAUUGUCCAAUUCUUCUUUGGGUUUACGAAUGGUUAUCUAGGGAGCGAAUGUAUGAUGGGAUCUGGGGAUUGGGUUGCACCGGAUGAGCGUGAAGCGGCAGGUGGGUUUAUGGGACUCAUGCUUGUCGGUGGCCUUACAGUCGGGAGCCUCCUCAGCUUCUUGCUGGGAGAUAUCUAA